Messenger RNA from Poecilia latipinna (sailfin molly), 1740 nucleotides. It is a transcript of the gene tmem160, whose product is annotated as transmembrane protein 160. The transcript has 4 exons. The coding region runs from base 110 to 787 and encodes 225 amino acids. NCBI's taxonomy places the organism in Eukaryota, Metazoa, Chordata, Actinopteri, Cyprinodontiformes, Poeciliidae. The record is from RefSeq and is a predicted model, not a curated record.
AGUGGUUCCGGGGUUGAGACAGUUCAAAGGGCAUGCAGAGGUCGUGUUGUGCUUUUCCUUCUUCCUUACAUGUUUGUUUGUUUUUAAGCCAGCCGGUUCUGGUGAUGUGAUGGCUUUCCUGACUCUCUUCGUGAGAAGGCAGCUGCCGCAGGCCGUCAGCUACUUCGCUCGCGUAGUGGAGCUGGGCCGGCCAGGCCGCGGCGGCGGAGCCCCGCUGCGGAGGCUGCAUGGCUCGGCGCGGCAGCGGGUCGGGGACAAGGGGCCGUGGGGCAAGAGCCAGCGGGGUCCGGAGCAGCCACUGCAGCAGUACCACCUCACAGACCUCGACAAGGCGGACGCUUUGAUGCUAAGGAAGUCGCAUGAAACAGGGUUCCUGUCGUGGUUCAGGAACGGCUUGCUGGCGACUGGGAUUGGAGUCAUCGCUUUUGUCCAGAGUGAAGUGGGACGGGAAGCGGGAUACGCCUUCUUCAUCCUGGGAGGCGUCUGCGUGUCGUUUGGCGGCGCGUCCUACGUUGGCAGCCUCUUCGCCCUGCGGAGGCUGAUGCUGCUGUCGGUGCCAGCUCUGCUGCUCCAGGGCACCGUGGUGACCACCGCCGCCCUCUUCUGGCUCUGCGCCGUAUCGCUGUACAUCGGCCGCCUGGAGGUGGAGAUCAUCCACGAGGACGAGGAGGGGGACGGCGGGGAGGACGACGGAGAGUGCCGGCAGUGCCGCGAGAGGAGGGAGCAGCGAGGUCACAGAGGCUCCCAGGACAGUGAGGACAGUGGCAGCAAGGGCCAAAACAAAUAGCGAUCUUCCAGGAAUGCUCAGUAGUGUGUGUGUGGGUUUUUUUUUUUUUUUUUUCCUUGAUGCUCUGAUUCAGGAUUUCUCUUAUUUGUAUGUCUGUGCAAAAUGCAUAUAUGUUCAUGUGCAGACUGUGAGCUUAAAAAAUGCAAGCCUGUCAUCUGUUGUUAUAAAAAAUUAUUCAGGUGAAGAAAAACUUUUAACUUUUUUUUAAAAAACAUUUAAAGAUGCUGAAAAUUGUGUAAAAUCUGUUUAUUUGCUGAAUAAACAUGUUUUUUUUUCCCAAAAGCUCCUUUAGUUCAUCUAAAAAUGUUCAUCUGUUUUUUUUUUUUUUUUUAAUUUGAUGCUUAUGAUUUACUUUUUGUGCCACUGUAGUCAGACGGUCUCCUCUCUUCUUUGCAGACUGUCUUAUCAACCUGAUCACUAGAAUCAAGGCUGACCGUUCACUUUAAAAAAAAAGUCUUCAAAAUAACAGGGAAUGACAGUUGUUUUGUCUCAAAAGGUUUUUUUUAAUUAAUCUGAGAAAAUGACACUGAGGGCUUAAGUUUAAAAAAAAAUAUUUUACCACUGCAACAGCACUUUUGUCAAAGCUUUGAUUUUUGUCAAUAUACUUCCUUAAAACUGUUUGGAAACAGGAUAUUUUUUCACAGUUCUCUCUGUGUUUAUGUAUUUUGUUCUGUAUUUUAUUUUAUUUUUUUAAAUCAUGUAUAGUACCAAACUAUAUCCAAAAACUCUUUACAGUGAAUCUUCUGUUUUCAGGUUAUGUCUAUAAGUUCAGUUUUAAUGGACGCAAGGAGUUGAUGCUGGUAAUUAUAUUGAAUUUGUUUGUGGAGAUCGGGGGUUUACUAUCGUUUACUUAUGUGCACCACAGUGCAUACAAUAAUAAAACCAGAGGAAAUCUGUAGUGACACCCAGCAUCAGUGUUGGAUUUUUUUCUGAUAAAUCCCCAGUGGGAUAUU